AUGAGCCUCAAGCGCAAGGCCGCCGACGCCGCUACCGACGCCGCUAAGAAGACGAAGGUCAAUGGCAGCAUCACGUCGUUCUUUGGCGCGCCCAAGCCCAAGGCGGGCGCGACGGCCGCGGCGAAAUUUGACAAGGACGCGUGGAUUGCGAAGCUCACGGAUGAGCAGAAAGAGUUGCUGAAGCUGGAGAUUGACACGCUGCAUGAGAGCUGGCUGCCGCAUCUGAAGGAGGUCCUGCUCAGCCCGACAUUUCUCAGCUUGAAGCGGUUCCUGAAGCAGGAACUCGAGAGUGGGAAGACGGUGUAUCCGCCCAUGCAGGACGUCUAUUCCUGGUCGCGUCACACGCCGCUCAACACCGUCAAGGCAGUCAUCACAGGUCAGGACCCCUACCACAAUCCCAAACAAGCCCACGGCCUCUGCUUCUCCGUCCGCCCGCCUACGCCCGCUCCACCCUCGCUCAAAAACAUAUACACCGCUCUCAAGAAGGACUACCCGGAUUUCAAGGAGCCUCCGAACAGGGGCGGUCUGCUGACACCGUGGUCUGACCGCGGCGUGUUGAUGCUGAACACGUGUCUCACAGUGCGGAGAAACGAGGCCAAUUCGCACUCUGGCAAGGGAUGGGAGCUUCUUACGCAGAAGGUGAUUGACACUGUGGCCAAGGUGCGGACGAAUGGCGUGGUGUUUUUGGCGUGGGGCUCGCCGGCGCAGCAGAGAGUCAAGGAUGUGGAGAAGGUUUACAAGGAGAGGCAUCUCAUUCUGAAAAGUGUGCAUCCUAGUCCGCUAGCUGCGCACAAGGGUUUUUUUGAUUGCGGACACUUCAAGAAGGCAAACGACUGGCUGCAGGCGAAGUAUGGGAAGGAUGAAGGCAUUGAUUGGAACCUCGAUGUCGACCCGGAGGAGGCAGGUGUCUAG
Didymosphaeria variabile is the source of this 912-nucleotide messenger RNA. It is a transcript of the gene UNG1, whose product is annotated as uracil DNA glycosylase. The transcript has 3 exons. Lineage: Eukaryota; Fungi; Ascomycota; Dothideomycetes; Pleosporales; Didymosphaeriaceae. The record is from RefSeq and is a predicted model, not a curated record. Gene Ontology annotation, biological process: base-excision repair; base-excision repair, AP site formation via deaminated base removal. Gene Ontology annotation, cellular component: mitochondrion; nucleus. Bases 1 to 912 code for a protein of 303 amino acids. Gene Ontology annotation, molecular function: uracil DNA N-glycosylase activity.